UGGGCUUCCUGUUCUUGGGCUCCUUUGGGGGUGGAGAAGUGGUCCUGGGACACCUGGUGUUUAGUGGAUCCUAGGACAUCUCAAAACACCCUGACCACCCACCCUCUCGGGGCACUUUUGUUGGGCAUUUACUUGGUAUCAGACAAGCCCUGAGACUGCAAACAAAUAAGUGAUGGCAGAUUUUUUUUUUUUUUUUUUUUUUUUUUAACAUCAGAGUGCGAGCAGGGCAAGAGCAGAGAGAGAGAAAGAGAGAGAGAAUCCCAAGCAGGUCCUGCCAGCACAAAGUCUGACUCGGGGCUUAAUCCCAUGAGCCUCGAGAUCAUGACCUGAGCUGAAAUCAAGAGCCUGAUGCUUAGCCGACUGAGCCACGCAGGCGCCCUGAGGGCAGAUUUUUGUAGAUGUUUGGUAGUAUCUGAAAUGUGCACCUUAGGAGCGCCUGGGUGGCUCAGUCGGUUAAGCGUCCGACUUCGGCUCAAGUCAUGAUCUCGCGGUCCGUGAGUUUGAGCCCCGCGUCGGGCUCUGUGCUGACAGCUCAGAGCCUGGAGCCUGUUUCGGAUUCUGUGUCUCCCUCUCUCUCUGACCUCCCCCAUUCAUGCUGUCUCUCCCUGUCUCAAAAAUAAAUAAACGUUAAAAAAAAAAAUUGAAAUGUGCACCUUAAAGGAGAUUUCCCAGGAGCCAGAGGAGUUGAAUGGGGGACUCUCAGGCCCUGGCUGCUGCUGGGGUGCCUUGGCUCUCUGGAGGAUAUGGCAGGCAGAGUCAAAGCCCCAUAGAGGAAGGGAUGGACAGGGCGGAAAGCCGGAGGUGCUCUCCUCUCCCUGGCAGGGAGUCCCUGCCCUUGCCCUACCUGAAGCAGGAAGAGCUGCACAACAUCCCCAGCUCGGAGCCUCCCUGCCCCACCUUCCAGUAUGUGCUCUGUGCAGCCACCUCGCCGGCAGUGAAGCAGCAGGAGGAGACCCUCACCUACCUGAACCAGGGCCAGUCCUAUGAGGUGCAGAUGCUCUGCAACCCCAAGCUGGGUGAUACUACCCAGUGGGCCCGGCUGUUGAAGAGUGUGGUGCGUGUGGUUUUCCAUGACCGGCGCCUGCAGUACACGGAGCAGCAACAGCUGGAUGGGUGGAGGUGGAGCCGGCCAGGGGACCGCAUCCUGGACAUCGAUGUGCCACUGUCCGUGGGGGUGAUAGAGCCCCAAGUGCUGCCCUCACAGCUCAACACGGUGGAAUUUCAUUGGGACCCGACCAAGAGGACCUCCCUCUUCCUGCAGGUUCACUGCAUCAGCACCGAGUUCACUCCUCGGAAAAAAGGUGGAGAGAAAGGUGUCCCCUUCCGCCUCCAGAUUGACACUUUCAAGCCCAGUGACAAGGAGCUGCCGCCUGAGCACCUGCACUCAGCUGGCUGCCUCAUCAAGGUGUUCAAGCCCAAAGGAGCUGACCGGAAGCUGAAAACAGACCGGGAGAAGAUUGAGAAACAGCCCCUUCACGAGAGAGACAAGUAUCAGGCUGCCAGUGAGACUACGGUCUUCCUGGAGUGUUCACCGUGGCCAGAUCCCAGUGCAGGGCCCCACCCGCCUCUCAGCCCUCUUGCCCUCACCUCUCCCCACGCCUGCAAGCUCCUGUCCACGGAGAGGCUCUGCUCCUCCCCACCGUUCGCCUUGGACACCUUGGGGGGCAGCCCCGCUGAGGAUCUGAGCCCUGGAGCCUCCAUCCUAGAGACACAGCAGUGGUUGCACCGGCACCGGUUCUCCAGCUACUGCCGGAUGCUGGCCAACUUCACUGGCACUGAUCUGCUGAAGCUUACCCGCCGGGACCUUAUCCAGAUAUGUGGGGCUGCCGAUGGGAUCCGCCUUUUCAAUACUCUUAGAGCCAGGCCCAUCCGUCACCGGCUGACUUUGUAUGUGGCUCAGGAAGCCUCUAGGCAAGAGAAUGAGGUUCCUAAGAACCCUGACUCAGGCUUUUAUCAAGAGAUCUCUCUAGAUGAACUCAGUGUUGUAGAGCUGAAGGGGAAACUGGCUGAGCUCUUGGCCCUCCCAGCCAAUCAGAUCCACCGCCUUUUCCACCAGGGCCCUGGGGGCAUCCUCAUUCUCCUUGGUGACCAGGUGGUUCAGAAUCUUAAGGAUGAAACAUACUUUGUGGCUGUGGUGAAAAAAGUGCAGAAUCCAGAUGGCUACUACCUGGUGCUGACCUAGGCCCAGGGACAUCCCAAUGCAAGAGUUGGAGACUGAUGCCAGCCUGGUUCUCUGGAGCCCCGUGUUCACCAGAGGUCUCGUUCAAAUCCUCAGCUGCUUCACCAGGCUCCAGGUGAAGCAUCGUGUACUACUGCUAGACAGGAGGUGAGCAGCACCCAGGCUCACAUCUCUUCCUGCUCAGCAGCAGUUGUUGGAACCUGGGCACAGCCUCCCAAGCUCAGCUCAGCUGGCCAAGCCUGUGAGGCACGUAACUUGCCAAUAAGGUGCUUUUGCCCCAAACAGAGCUGCCUGAACACAGGUACAUCGAUCCAUGCUUAUUUAAAAUUGUAUUCACCAUUUCCUUUUCUUAAAAUUAAAAGUUAAUUUAAAGGUAUGUAUCUUUAAUGCUUGUUCAAUUUUCUUGGUGUUUUGGUCCUCUUCCUAAAGUAUAGAGUUGGGUAAGGUAUGGAGUCGGAGACAGAGGAAUAAAUAAAUGUCUGGACUUUUUUUUCCCUCUCCCAACUGGUUUGCCCAAAAACUAAACACUAAAGCCUCCAAAACACCAUUCAUUCAACUAUCAAAUCACUAUGCUUAUUUAAAACGUCUGGAGAUUUAAAAGUUUUAGAGAUUUGGGAAAUACUAUAAUUAUUUAACAUUGAGGCUGUGGGGCUUUAUCCUUAUUUUUCUUUAAAAAAUGUAGUUGGAUUUAAUCUUAAUCUUUUAAUUUUUAGGUCUUAAGAAAUCUCUCCCUUUCCUAUGCAUAUUUUUCAAAAAUAAAAUUUUAAUUUUGCAUUUCACUUUUAGGAUUAAAAUUGACCUGAAACUUAUUUUUUUUUUUGUAUUUCUUUUUCCAUGUAGAAAACCAAUUUUAUUUAAAAGUGCUUUUAAGAAAAGUGGCUCAGUUGGUUAAGCAGCUGACUCUUGAUUUCGGCCCAGGUCACGAUCUCAUGGAUCAUGGGUUUGAGCCCUGUGUCGGGCUCUGUGCUGACAGCAUGGAGCUUCCUUGGGAUCCUCUGUCUUUGCCCCUCCCUUGCUCUUGCUCUCUCUCGAAAUAAAUAAAUGAACUUAAAAGAAAGGAAUUAAAAAAAAAAAGAUAAUGGCAGGGGCUGGUGGGGAGAGGGGGGCGGGGGGCGCCUGGCUGGCUCAGUCAGUAGUGUGUGCAACUCUUGAUCUUGGGGUUGUAAAUUCAAGCCCCACAAUGGGUUGUAGAGAUUACUUAAGAACAUAAAAACUUAAAGUAAUAAUGGGCUGUAUCUUACUCUCUUUUUUUUCAUUCUCUUCCCUCAAAAUAUUAUUAAAAAUCUCAAACACUGUGUGGGGCACUUGGGUGGCUCAGUUGGUUAAGUGGCCGACUUUGGCUCAGGUCAGGAUCUCACCGUUAGUGUGCUCGAGCCCUGCGUCUACCUCUGAGCUGACAGCUCGGAGCCCGCUUUGGAUUCUGUGUCUCCCUCUCUCUCUGCCUCUCCCCUGCUCGCAUGCUCUUUCUC
This is a messenger RNA of Acinonyx jubatus (cheetah), 3648 nucleotides long. Its product is annotated as transcription factor CP2-like protein 1. Gene Ontology annotation, molecular function: RNA polymerase II cis-regulatory region sequence-specific DNA binding; DNA-binding transcription activator activity, RNA polymerase II-specific. The record is from RefSeq and is a predicted model, not a curated record. Gene Ontology annotation, cellular component: nucleus. Lineage: Eukaryota; Metazoa; Chordata; Mammalia; Carnivora; Felidae. The transcript has 14 exons. Bases 689 to 2182 code for a protein of 497 amino acids. Gene Ontology annotation, biological process: regulation of transcription by RNA polymerase II.